Messenger RNA from Pezoporus flaviventris, 1554 nucleotides. Its product is annotated as cytosolic beta-glucosidase-like. The record is from RefSeq and is a predicted model, not a curated record. Lineage: Eukaryota; Metazoa; Chordata; Aves; Psittaciformes; Psittacidae. Gene Ontology annotation, molecular function: hydrolase activity, hydrolyzing O-glycosyl compounds. Gene Ontology annotation, biological process: carbohydrate metabolic process.
AUGAGAGCCCAAGACAUCAAUGAGAAGAGUUUUUGUAAGACAACAACUGUAGAAAGAACAUCAGCUGCCUCAUCAUUGUCAAGGUUUUUCAUAGGUGCUAGAGGAAAGGAACAUUUUUUAGAAGUCUUAAAGGAAGAUUACCAGGUGGUGCCAGAGGAUAUUGCUUUUCCAGUUGGAUUUGCUUGGGGUGCAGCUACAGUAGCAUAUCAAAUUGAACAAGGCUGGAAUGCAGAUGGAAAGGGCCCUAAUGUCUGGGACACAUUCACCCAUCAGGGAGGAGAUCGAGUUUUCAAGAACCAGACUGGUGAUGUAGCUUGUGGCAGCUACACUCUGUGGGAGGAAGAUUUGAAAUGUAUCAAACAGCUUGGAUUGACUCAUUAUUGCUUUUCUCUUUCCUGGUCACGUCUGUUACCUGAUGGGACGACAGGUUUCAUCAACCAGAAAGGCAAUUUCAGUUAUUACAGCAAAAUCAAUAACCUUGCAUCCUGCUCCCUGUAUCACUUUGGCUUACCUCAGUCCUUACAAGAUGAAGGUAUGAGGAACCUGAAAAGAUCAUUUAGACCUUUGAUAUUCAUGAAAAAGUAUUGCUUCAGAACAUUUGGACACUGGGUGAUCACUAUUAAUAAGCUUUAUGUUGUUCCUAUAUGUGGCUGUGAAAAUACCCUCAGUAUUGGUACCAGAGCUUACAAGGCCGCUUAUGAUGUGCUAAAAGCUCGUGCUAAAACCUGGCACAGUUGCAACAAGAUAUUUGAACAAAACAAAGUGGGCUUUGUCUAUAGCUCUGAACUGAGAUUGUUAGAACCUCUGUAGCAAACAAAAAGCGACUUUUGCUUUUUGUUCUUUAACUUAGGUAAUAUUUUCAGGGCAACAUUUAUUGAUGAUGAAUAUCCGGCCAUGGUGAAGUCUGAUAUUUCUGCAAAGCAUUCAAAGCAGAGUUACUUAUCAACAAGUCUUCCAGAAUUCACUAAAGAGGAAAAAAUUAUCAUCAUUAGUACUGCUGACUUCUAUACUCUGAACUUUUAUGGUUGCCUGUUGUACCAUGAGGAUACAUAUAAUAACCCUAUAAUUUAUAUCACUGAGAAUGGGUUUUCCCAAAGUGACCCUGCACUGCUUGAUGGCAGUCAACUAUGGGAGUAUUUCAGGCUGAUUUUACAGGAAAUUUUAAAAGGCUAUAGGAAUCUGGUGGGAAGAUUUCUGCUGGAACCAGGCUAUAGGAAUCUGGUGCGAAGAUUUCUGCUGGAACCAGGCUAUAGGAAUCUGGUCAGUUCACUGACAGAAGAGGAUCAUCUCUGUGAAUUAAAGGUAUUUAUAGGUAUUGAUAAGAUCCUAUACCUCAAACCUUCUCUCCACGCUGAACAGUCUCAGCUCUCUGAGCCUCUCCACACAGGAGAGAGGCUCCAGUCCCUUCAUCAUUUUUGUAGACCUUCACUGGACUGUCUCCAGUAUGUCCAUAUCUGCUAUAUUGAGGAAAAAACAACGUCCACUGCUCUUUCCUCAUCUACCAGGCUAAAUGCUGGAGGCAUGGUGGAUGCCUAUAAGAGGGAGGAGCUUUAA